UAGAGCAGAUAACAAACAGCAGACAGCAGAUAGACACAGAGGUGGACAAAAAACCCAAAGAAAAGAAUGAAGAAUUAAUAAAAAAAAAAAGAAAUUAAGGGAAGCAGAAUAAUCUGACAGGAAGACAGAUUCCAUAUUUUUACCAGCGUUGGGAUGACUGGAGCAGGUGGUCGUGUGCUGGCAGUGGUGGUGCUGAUGUGUGCGUGUCUCUUGGCUCCCUCUGAGGCCGCAGGGGGGGCAGUGAGUCGACCAAGACCUCAAAGACGACCUCCUAAAAAGCCAAAGGUCAACCCCAUUGACCUGACCCCUCCUUCUCAGAAUAUAGACAUACAACAGAUGACAGGAACAUGGUACCUCCUUAACGUUGGGUCCAAAUGCUCUUUCCUGAUAAAUCAUGGCACCAAGGUGGAGCCGACCGUCAUGACGCUCACGCGCCCUGCUGCCUCCGACCAAACGCUCUCUGUUAGCACCAAAACUCGACAUAACCAUCAGUGUUGGGAGAUAUUGCAAGUGUACCAUCUCACAUCAACCCCGGGAAAAUUAAUACUUAAAGGAGCCCGUCCUGAACUGAACACUGAAAUAGUGAUCGGGGACACGGACUACACCUCCUACGCUGUCCUUUACUACCAGAAAAAGGGCAAGAUGUCAGUGAAACUCUAUAGCAGGACCGUGGACGAUCUCUCCGAGCCAAUGCUAGCCAAGUUUGAGCAGCUUGCUGAAAAACAUGGCUUUGGGCUGGCCCACCUCUUCCCCUUCCCAACCUACAGUCAUUGUGGUACAGUGGACCAGGAUCAUAUAAUCGACUGCGUCCCCACAUGCUGAGGAGAUAGAGCUCCGACGUCCAUCCAAGAAAGAUGAUGCUUUAAAAUGCUACUAGCAGAUAAAUAAAAUGAGAUGAAUUGAAGUCAUAUGUUGUGAGUUUUGU
This is a messenger RNA of Cololabis saira (Pacific saury), 925 nucleotides long. It is a transcript of the gene c8g, whose product is annotated as complement component 8, gamma polypeptide. The transcript is spliced from 7 exons. Gene Ontology annotation, cellular component: membrane attack complex. The record is from RefSeq and is a predicted model, not a curated record. Gene Ontology annotation, biological process: complement activation. Bases 154 to 822 code for a protein of 222 amino acids. NCBI's taxonomy places the organism in Eukaryota, Metazoa, Chordata, Actinopteri, Beloniformes, Belonidae.